AUGAAGCAAGCUCUUCAAAGUCCAGCCCACCAGGCUGCCCUGAUCGAUAGGCUAGUGGACUCUAUGAAAACCAAAGCCACCACGGCCCUUAAUAAAAAAAUAACUAAUUGUGAGAAUAAGAAGAGUAAAGUUUUAACUAUUGAUCCGGACUUUUUGGAUGACUUAGAAAUCUUUUUCUUGGCUGAUGUAGCCCGAGAUUCUAAUCUUAACCCCUACAAGCUUUUUAAGGAAGUAAUCGUGAAGAAAUUAGAGAAUAACGUGCUAGCUACCAUCCAUGAUGAAAAAUCAGUGUUUUAUCGAAUUAUUAAUCCCGAAGAGAUUCAGCAUGAGAAAACUUUGG
This is a messenger RNA of Scutellospora calospora, 340 nucleotides long. NCBI's taxonomy places the organism in Eukaryota, Fungi, Glomeromycota, Glomeromycetes, Diversisporales, Gigasporaceae. The record is from the annotation of a GenBank genome assembly.